Molecule: messenger RNA, 4689 nt
Organism: Rotaria sordida
Lineage: Eukaryota; Metazoa; Rotifera; Eurotatoria; Philodinida; Philodinidae
Source: the annotation of a GenBank genome assembly
AUGCUAACCGAUGAGACGACUAAAAAUGAUAAUAAUUCAACAACAUCAUCAUCACAUAAUUCAUCAACUGAAUUAGCUUAUCUUCCUAUUGGUUGUUCAGUUAGUGCCAAAUAUCGAGGAGCAUUUUGUUCAGCACAAGUCAAAGCAAUUGAAAAACAAGUUAAAUUAAAAGUAACAUUAGUUGAUAGUGGUGAUACAAUAACAAUAUCUGAAGAACAAAUUGUACAUUCAGUUCCUUUACGUAUUGGUAAUACUGUAACAAUACGUUUAACAUCAUCAAAUCGUCGUCAAUCAAAUGAUUCCAAUUCUAAUCAUCAUUAUUCUCGUAGUGGUUUAGCUGCAUUUAUAAAUCAAACAAAUCCAGAUGAGAAACAAGCAACUAUUAAACAAAUUAUUGAUAAUAGUAUUUAUACAGUUGUAUUUAAUGAUGGUGAUGAAAAGUCUUUAAGACGUUCAUCAUUAUGUUUACAAGGUAUUCGCUUAUAUCAAACACAAUAUGGACAACAAAAAAUUUUAGAAGAAAUUCCAACAUCAACAUCACCACCACCUUCAAUACCUCCACCAUCAUCGUCAUUAGUUACAUCAACUGAUACAACAAAUACAAAUGCUAAUGAUAUAACAUCAAUUGUUGCUGUUAAGCGACAUGGAAAUUCUGAUCAACAAGCUUUUCCAGCAUUGGUACUUAAACGUAAAGCAUUAGCUGAUUAUAUGUGGGUUCGAAGUUUUGUUGAUGGAAGAGAAUAUAUUGUUCAUACACGUGAUGAUGUACAACCUUAUCAUAAUAAUCCAGAUAUUCAAGCUUUAUGUCGUUCAACAUCAAAACAGGCAACACAAGCUUGUGAAAAAUUUAUUAAAUAUAAUCAAAUACCAGCUGUAUGGCAUAAGGGAAAAAAGAAACAAUAUAAAUCUGAUGAUAAAAAUGCACAAAGUGAUGUUGAGAGUACAAGUGAAAGUGAUUCAAGUUCGAGUGAAUCCGAAGAUGAUGAUGAAAUUGAUGAAGAAACUACAGAAGAAAAAGAUUCAUUUGUUGCACAAUUAUUUGCUUUUAUGGAUGAUAGAGGCACACCAAUAAACAAUAUACCUAAAGUACAAAACUAUGACCUUGAUCUUCAUCGUUUAUUCAAAAUUGUUCGUAUGUUAGGUGGUUAUAACAAGGUUACAAAAAAUGAUCAAUGGAGUAAAGUUCAUAUAAAAAUGGGUUUACCAGAUGAAAUUUCUUCUGAGAAUGGUCGAUCAAUUGAACAUGCAUAUAAAAAAUAUUUAUUUGCUUAUGAAGAUUUAUCAAAAAAAUUAGGUUCAAUGAAUGCACCAAGUGCAUAUUUUGGUGGUCGUACAAGUCUAGGUAGUGAGUCACGACGAAGUUUAAUACGUGUACGACAACAACAACAAGAAGAAGAAAAAAAUCAAAAGAAAACUACAAAAUCUAAACCGUCACCUGCAUCUGUCAAACAAAGAUCUCGUAAAAGUAGUGAAUCUCGACCAUCUACUGAUUCUAAACAAACAUCAUCAUCAUCUACGAAAAAAUCAACAUCGAAAUCAUCUACAACAUCAGCUCGAAAAGGACCCAAUAAAAUAAAACCGGCAAAUAUUCUUUCAUCUAGUACAUCUGAAUCUGAAAGUGAAUCUGAAAGUGAAACAUCUGAUGAUGAAUCAAAUCAUUCAUCAUCAUCAGUGUAUAAUAAAACUAAAACAAAGCCUAUUUCUUCGACAACACAAAAAAAACCAGUAAUAUCAUCAUCAGGAAUUCCAAAAAAAAUUAAUCAAGUAUCAUCAUCAUCAAAUACAACAACAACUAAAACUGAGGUUAAAAAAAUUUCAACAACUACUAAACCAAUAAUAUCAUCAACAAAUGAUAAUAAACAAUCAAAAUUAACUAUAACAAUACCAAUUACAAAAUCUAAAACAACUCAAUCAACUAAUUCAACAACUGCUUCAUCAAUUAAAAAAACUAAUUUGACUUCUUCAACUAAAGAUGAAAAGAAAAAACCUUCCGAAAUAAAAUCAAUUCCAAUAAAAACUGAAUCAAAAAUAAUAUCAUCAUCAAUAACUAAAAAAACUCUUAUAUCAACUUCAAAAACUUCACAAAUAACAAAAACAAAUCAACAACAAAAACAAUCAUCAAAUGAAUCUGUUAAAUCAACAACAGUUAAUAAAACACCAUCAUCUAUAUUACCAUUCAAACCUAAAACAACUCAAUCACAUACAUCAACAAACAAUAAUAAUAAUAAUAAUAAAGAAAAAUCAGGAAUUUCAAAACCUACACCAUCAUCAUCUAUGGAAUCCCGACAAAUAAAACCAACGAAAAUAAAUUCUUCAUCAAUAAAAACAAAUACACAAGAACGAUCAUCAUCAGCACCUGUUAAAAAAACAAAACCAAUACCUCAUGAAGAAAAUCUUACAAAACCUAUUUCAUCUACAUCAUCUAUGAAAAUUCCGAAAAUAUCUUCAAAUAAUGAUUCAACAAAAAAAUCAACAACAUCAAUUGAUAAAAUUCCUAAAAAACAAUUGUCAAAAGAAACUACAGCUAAAAUAUCGAAAACACAAGAUAAUACAUCAUCAAAUAAACCAAAUAAUGAUCAACAAACAAAAGCUCAUACACCAUCUCCAACUCGUCCAACAUUGCCUGAAUCAAUAAAAAAACCUAUUCUACGUGACCUAUCUCCAUUACCAGUAACACCAGUAUCAUCAUCACCACCACCACCACCUGCACUACCGCUUUCAACUUCAAUAUCUACAAUUAGCGAUGAACCUAUUACACCCACGAUUUUAUCAAUUCCAUUUAGUACUAUACAAAAUGUUAGUUCUUCAAAUGAAACAACACCCGAAGUUAAAUUAACUGAAACACCUUUAAUAUUUCAAUCUACAUCGGUUACAACAAAAGAAUUAAAUGAAAAUGAAAUUUUUCCAUUAAAUUCAAAUAAACGUCCACACUCUGAUGAAAAUACUGAAUCAAUUUUUAUAUCAUCAACUAUAUCGGAAAUCGAAGAACAAUUAUCUCCAUCAAAACGAGUUAGACGUUCAAUAUCAUCUCAAGAAAGUAUUGAAACAUUUAGUAGUACUGAUCAACCAUCAUCAAUUGAUUAUAUAUCUGCUAAUCGUAAUACUCAAUUAACAUAUGAAGAUAUUUCUAUAAAUGAUAUAUUACUUGUAACAUGGGGUAAUCAAGGAACAAAACAAUAUCCAGCAAGAUGUAUUGAAAAAAAUGAUGAAAAAAAAGAAUUAUUAGUUCAUUAUACAGGAUGGAAUUCUCGUCAUGAUGAAUGGAUAAAAUUAGAUCGUGUAAUUGAACGUAAAGAUUUAACAAAUGCUAAUACAUUAUUUCAACAACGUCCACGUCGUACAAGUCAAAUAAAUACAGUACGACAACAUCUUGAUUCAACAAAUUCUAUAAAUUCAAUUGAACAAAAUAAUCCACAACAAAUAACAAAUUCAUUAAUUGUUGAUAUUAGUUCAUCAUCAACAAUAAUUGAUGAUGAUGAACAAAAUAAAAUUUCUAAAACAAUUACAAUUGAAACACAUAAAAUUGAAGAAUCUGAUAUUGAUGAUAAUAGUCAAGGACAAAGUGAAAUUUGGAAUCAUGUAGAAACAAUAUCAUCGACAGAAGAUGAUACUCUUUCAUAUUCAUCAACUACACGUAUAAAUCAAUCAGAUAUAAAUCGAUUACCUAUUGAAGAAACAACAAAUAUUCGACGAAGUCUAUCAGCUACUAAUAAUGAAAAUAUUCUCUCUGCUCAGAGUGAAUUUGAAUCAAUUGAUGAAAAUGAUAAUGAAAAUGAAUCAACACGAGAUGAUGAUCAUAUUCAAUCGAUAAUUCCAAAACGAAGACAAUCAAGAGCAACAUCAUCAAAUACUAAAAUUGAUUCAACAUUAAAUAUAAAAACUGAACAAAUUGAAGAAACUCCUCCAUCAAUAUCCGAAAUUCUUGAACAUCCACAUCAAUAUCCACUACAUGUCAAAGAAGAAACUAUUGAUAGUUCAUCAAUAUGUCAACAAUCAUUUCAAACGCCGUUAUUACCACCACUACCAUCAUCUCUUGUAAUUGAACCAAUUCUUCCUUCAACAAAUAUAUUAACAUCACCUCCAGCACCAGCUACUAGUAAUCGUCGUGCUUCUGUACGUCAACAAAAACGACGUUCAUUACGUGAACCAAAUAAUGUUAAAGAUUCAUCUCUAUCAGCAAAGAAAAAAACGAAAUUAGAUAUUGGAAAUAUUAUUAAUACAGAUAUUAGUACAGAUUAUAUAACAAAUGUUGAUCAGACAUCAACAAGAUCAAAUUCAACUGAACAACAAUUUCCAGAAAGUACAACAACAAAACGUUGUCGACCGCCAGGAAGACGAGGUGGAAAAAAAUCUAUUAAUCAACAAGAAUAUGAAAAUGAAGAUUAUCGUUCAAGUUCACCAUCAAAUAUAACAAUGCGUCAACAAUUAAAAGAUAUGUUUAAACAUCGACCAAGUCGUUAUAAUUUUCUUGAUCUUAAUAAUAAUUUAACUGGUGAUGAACGUAUAACUCAUUUAAAAGAUCGUAUGCGUGAAUGUCAAAAAGUAUUUUUUAAUCUCAAAAGUGCAUUAGUUAAAAUUGAAAAACAACGUAAAAUAUUUCUUCGAAAACAAAAACCAAUUUUAACUACAACAACAGCAAUUAUUCAAGCAACAACUACAGAAAUUUUGGGAACAACAACAUGUACAUAA